AUGGGUUUUAUAAUAAUUACACAUGAAACUAGUAUUCCAUAUUUAAUAAAAAAUAUUAUUAUAGUAUGGUGGACUUUAAUUAUAACAUACGUAUUAACUCAAGAUCCUGUCGCAAUUGUACCACAAGGCCGAAUUGUUGGGAUUAAGGUAUACGCAGAAGGUGCGGUGGCACCUGUUGAAAUAUUUUUUGGAGUCCCAUAUGCCACUGCGCCUACAGGGAGGUACCGGUUUUCUGCUCCAGAGCGACAUAAUGGGUGGAGAAGAACAUUUUUUGCACAUCGUAUUCCUCCACAUUGUCCUCAAUUUGGUGAUAAUGAAAAUGAUAACUAUAGCGAAGACUGUCUUUUCUUAAAUAUAUGGACACCACGGCGUGUAGAUGGCAAGUCCCUGCCCGUAGUAGUUAUAUUAUAUAGCGAAUCAUGGAUAAAAGGAGGAAUCGCAUUGCCUUGUCAAGAACUAGCAGCAGAGGGCUUUGUCGUCGUUACGGUUGCUUAUCGGUUACAUUUAUUAAGUUUCUUUACAUUGGGGUCUAAAUCAGCCCGCGGUAACCUCGCUCUUUUGGAUCAGUAUUUGGCUUUACUAUGGAUACACGACAACAUUGCAGCGUUCGGUGGUGACCCAACUGCGGUUACACUUCUUGGACAUUCCGCUGGUGCCGACAGUGUUCUCCAUCAUAUUGCUUCUCCUCGUACACUAGGUUUGUUUAAAAGAGCUAUAAUAAUGUCGCCACGAGAUCCUUGGAAAAUAGUGGACGAAGGAUAUAACUUAGAUGCUAAAGACGCUAUACGAAUAUCUCGAGAAUUAGCACAUCGCUUGGGAUGUGCUAGUACUAUAGAUCAAGAAAUAUUAAAUUGUAUGCGAACUCUUUCCAUAAUGGACAUUAUGACUCUAUAUUCUAAUUCCAGUUGGAGCAAAUAUAUGCAACCAGUAUCUGAUCACUUCUUGCCAGAAUCUGAACAAUAUUUACCGACGUCACUGCCAGCAGCUCUGUCGGGUGUUAAACAGUCCAUCAUGGAACUCGACCUACUUUUGGGAGCUACUGACCUUGAGUUUAUAAACUAUAAUGAUGAAAAUUAUGGACAACUAUUACGAUUAAACACAUCGCAAAUAUCUAACUACAUAGAUGAAUAUGCUAUACCGGAUAUAUUACGGAGAUUUUCAUUACAUCAAACGGAAGCAAUACCGAUGUUGACACACGCAAUUCGUUGGGAAUAUUGGGAAAAGAACAUUAAAAAAGAGAUUGCAAUGGAUUCUCAUAAAGCGAUAGAAAGUUUAGCUCGAAUAGAGACUUCAUCUAAAUGGGACGCAGGAAAUGCAUUGAUCGCCGCAAGACUAGCUCGACGCGUAUCACGCCUCUACGCAUACCGAUAUUCACAACCGUCGGACAUUGAUAUGCAAGGUCGGCAACUGAAUUUCACAGGUGCUAUCUAUGGCGCAGAUUUAAUUACGCUUUUAGGUGAUGCUUUAAUGCUCCAAAUAGGUCGUCGCCGUAGUACAUCAGACGAAAAACGAAUCUCGUCAAUAUUUCGACAAUACAUUGGAAACUUCAUUAAAUAUGGAUCUCCAGGAAUAGAAAACGAAUGGAAACGUUACAAAGUCGGUGAUGCACAGAUUUACGACAUACAUCAAAUUGACAAAUACAACGCUAAUAAAGAUGGGAUCUUCUGGUUGCAAUAUUUGCCACAACUUUAUAAUCUUCGCUCGAUCUCUGAACACACAGAACAGUUAACAUCAGAAAGAGGUGAAACCAGAUUGCGUGGAGGUGUCUUCGCUAUGUGUGGCGUUUCCGUGGUCUUGCUUAUAUUAUUAUGCGUGUGUGUCAUUUUAUUGCGGAAGGAACGUAUACAACAUUCUUCCAUUAAUGAUGAAUGACGAAACCCAUCGUUGA
Achroia grisella is the source of this 1888-nucleotide messenger RNA. Its product is annotated as carboxylesterase 1C. Bases 1 to 1872 code for a protein of 623 amino acids. Gene Ontology annotation, cellular component: cell surface; synapse. Gene Ontology annotation, biological process: neuron cell-cell adhesion; modulation of chemical synaptic transmission; presynaptic membrane assembly. NCBI's taxonomy places the organism in Eukaryota, Metazoa, Arthropoda, Insecta, Lepidoptera, Pyralidae. The transcript has 11 exons. Gene Ontology annotation, molecular function: neurexin family protein binding; signaling receptor activity. The record is from RefSeq and is a predicted model, not a curated record.